AAAUGCCAAAUUCAAACUUUCGACUACCGAUUUUAUUUAUUUAUUAAUUUAUUAUAGUUUUGUUCUAAUGUGUUUCUCUGAACUGCAGUUUGUCUGCGGCUCUUCAUUCAGACUCUUGAUCGUCGGGAAUAUGUCAAGUGUUUAGUUCUACUUCCGCCAUCCUGCUUCUGGAGCGUCACGUGACAUCUGUGUGAUUUUGACUUAUGUUUGUUUAUGCUGCUCUUAGGGAAGUUGUCUUCAGGAAUUGAGGAACUAUGGCUACAGCAGAGAGUCUGAGUCUUAUUAAAUCAGCAGAUCUGAUCAGGAGAGAGCCUCUGGAUUAUGGAGGGUUUGGGGAAGUGUACCUGUGUUACCACAAAACCCUGGGAAAGGUGGUGCAGAAGACGGUCUACACCGGACCCCCGCGCAACCGGCGUCAGAAGCAGUCUCUCCUGGACGAAGGCAGUCUGAUGAGCAGGUUAAGUCAUCAGAGAGUGGUCAAGCUGCUGGGGGUGAUUCUGGAGGACGGAGACUAUUCUUUAGUCAUGGAGCUGAUUCCUAGAGGAAACCUGCUCACCAUGCUGGAGACGGUGCCUGUCCCAGUGUCUGUGAAAGGAAGGAUCAUUCUGGAGAUCCUGGAGGGAAUGAUUUAUCUCACGGGGAACCAAGUCAUCCACAAAGACCUCAAACCAGAGAACAUCCUGCUGGACAAGAACUUCCACAUUAAAAUCGCAGAUCUGGGUCUGUCCACGUCUCCGGUGUGGAGCAAGCUGACGAAAGAGGAGUCUCGCAGACAGAGUAGUCUGGGCAGGAGGACGAGUGCUAGCGCCGCAGGGACGCUGUGCUACAUGGCUCCUGAGCACCUGAAGAGCAUCAAAACACGCUUCAGCGAGAAAUCUGACGUCUACAGCUUCGCCAUCGUGGUGUGGGUCAUCCUCAGCGGCCACAAGCCCUACGAGAAUGCCAGUUGUGAAGAGCAGAUCUGUCACUGUGUGUGUCAGGGCGAUCGUCCCGAUGAAGACCUGAUCUCUUCAGACACUCCUCAAGACCUCAUCCAGCUCAUGAAGACCUGCUGGAAGGAAGAACCUUGUCACCGGCCCACAUUUAAAGAUAGCUUUGAAUCGCUUUUACCUUUUUACGAGGAGAAGCUGGCAGCAAAUGUAAAAGUGGAUUUGGAGAGUCUGACGAGAUUGUAUGAGGGUCCAGAGGAGAUGCUAGAAAAGCUGAAGUCCAUCACUCCUGAAGACGCUCCGCUGUGUUCCAGAGACUCUCCAGGGCCCUUGAGCUCAGACAUCGGUCCGGUGGAGGCUGGCAUUGAAGACCUCAGCUUCAGGACCGCUGAAGAGUCUCUUCCGGACGCCAGCGUUUAUAAAAUGCUCGCGCAGCUGCCGGCCAGCAGCAGGACGGCCGGAGAACCUGCUUCUGUCAAGUCUUGGACUAAACCCUCUACUAACCCAAACCCAGACAGAGCAGAGGACCUCCAUCGGAGGCCUGCAAGCUCUUUUGAUGGAUUGCACAGGCCAGAGUUGACGAGUCAUCUCUCCAUGCCAAACUCUGACUACAACUGGCUCCAGCAUCCUCAUCAUCCGCCGUACACUCGCAUCAAGUCCUGUCCAGAUACUGCAUCACCUGACUCGGGGUCUAGGCCUGUGACCAUCUCGAAUGCCAGUGCCAUUCAAAUUGGAAAUCACAACACGAUUAAUGUGCAAGGGUCUGAUAACAGCUCGUCAUCCACCGGACCCAUCAACAGAACCAGAAAUAAUGAGCUUCUGCUGAAGUACGAGGAGCACAAGGUCACUGAGAGCCACCUGGAGGUCGUGCGUCAGAGCGUGGGUAGAAACUGGAAGCAGGUGGCUCGUAAACUGGGGCUGACAGAUAUAGACGUGGACACUAUCGAGCACGACUACGAGCGCGAUGGCUUGGCAGAGAAGGUGCACCAGAUGCUGAUGUGCUGGAGGAUGAAGGAGGGUCUGCUGGCCAUCACUGUGGGUAAACUGUGCCGUGCACUGGAGGGCUACAUCGAACCCUUUGUCUUCCAGCAGUUGCUGCUGAAGUCUCAAGACGCCGCUGGAGGGCCUUGAAAUGCCACUUCUACUUGUAUCAUACUUACAUAACUACAUUGGGUAAAGGGACAUUUAUACAACUAUAACAACCUUUACAUUACAAAGACGUUCAGUAUUUUUGACAGUCUAACUUUCAUCACUGUCUCUGGGUGUUGGAUGCUACGGCAUAAUGAUUGUGAACAGAUCAUUGCACAGACAUAUGUGACCUGAGAGCACAAUUCCAGAAAUGGGAAAUCAUUAAUUUGCACAAAAACAUGAAAAUGCAAACUUGGGAUGCAAAAA
Molecule: messenger RNA, 2324 nt
Organism: Carassius auratus (goldfish)
Lineage: Eukaryota; Metazoa; Chordata; Actinopteri; Cypriniformes; Cyprinidae
Product: receptor-interacting serine/threonine-protein kinase 1-like
Exons: 10
Coding region: 255-2060 (601 amino acids)
Biological process (GO): protein phosphorylation; signal transduction
Molecular function (GO): JUN kinase kinase kinase activity; protein binding; ATP binding
Source: RefSeq, a predicted model, not a curated record